AUGUUUCAACAAAUUCUUUCCCUCAUUGGCAGUUUUAACUUGGGGAACAAUGGUCUGGUUCCUAAUCUAGUCUCACAACAGACCGAAGUAUUACCGUUAAAUGCUUCAAUUGCAAUCAUAGGCGCUGGUGCAGGUGGGUCUUCGGCGGCAUACCAUCUCUCAAAUUAUUCACGCCAUCAGGUCGACGUGACUAUUUUUGAUAAAAACGACUAUAUUGGAGGCAGGGUCAAGACGAUUGAGAUUGAAGGCGAAUCUUAUGAACUUGGAGGAUCAAUAUUUGUCACCGUCAACUCUUUGCUGAUUGAGGGAGCUGAGCAGUUUAACCUUAAUAUCAGCACACCAGAGGAACCAGAAGGAAACAAUUCAACUGUAUCGGUAUGGGACGGUCAAGAACUUAUUUAUGACUUUCCAAGAGGUUGGUCUUGGUGGAAGGGUAUACUUUUUCUAAAGGACUUUGGGCUGUCACCGUUGUAUGCCACUUACUAUAUGAGAACGACUAUUGGAAAGUUCCUACAAUUAUACGAGGAGCCCCUUUUCCCAUGGUCAAGUUUGACAACUGUGGUUGAUGAGGUUGGUCUGACAGAAUUAAUUGGUACAGAUUCUAGAACUUGGCUUAAUAAAAAUACAUCAGUUGGUACUAAGUUUCAGGAUACUAUACUACAGGCUCUGACAAGAGUAAACUAUGCAUCGAAUUUGGAUCAUAUCCAUUCAUUAGCAGCAAUGGUCUGCUUAGCAGCUGAAGACGGUGUGCGUCAAAUCGUUGGGGGCAAUAACCAAAUCUUUCACAAUUGGGUUAAAGCUUCAGGCGCAUAUGUUAAAUUGAAUCAUCCAGUGAGCAAUAUUGUAAAAUCAAACGAAGGAUGGCUGGUAGAUGGCAACUAUUUCGACUAUGUUAUCCUCGCUGCACCAUUUGCACACUCGGAUCUUUCCAUUAUCAGUGGUACACACGGAGAAGACGUACACUUAAUUGAGACCGAGAAACUAAUCCCAGAUGUCCCAUACGUGGAACUGCACGUAACAUUUGUCUUAUCAAAGGAAAAGAUUGAUGGCGGUAAUUACUUUGGAAAAUACGGCUACUCAUACGGGACCAUCCUUACUACCACAACGCCACCCUAUGCUGAACCACAAUUCCUUUCUUUAUCUCAGGAGGGAACUACAGAAAAAGGACAUUAUGUGUAUAAACUGUUCUCGUAUGAAGACUUGAGUGACGAGCAAUUGAUUGAUAUAUUCGGAUGGGUUAAAACUCCUAAAACGCUUUUAAAAGUAUGGAGAAAGACUUGGUAUAGCUACCCAAAAAUGCAACCUGUAUCGGAGCUUGCUAAUAUUGAGAUAGCACCUAAUCUGUUUUAUACUAGUGGAAUGGAUCCAUUUAUUAGCACUAUGGAAACAAAUGCUCUGUCAGGAAAGAAUAUUGCCAAACUCUUACAGGCAAGAAUUUAUAAUAAACAGAACAACCAAUAA
Molecule: messenger RNA, 1461 nt
Organism: Sugiyamaella lignohabitans
Lineage: Eukaryota; Fungi; Ascomycota; Dipodascomycetes; Dipodascales; Trichomonascaceae
Product: prenylcysteine lyase, putative
Exons: 1
Coding region: 1-1461 (486 amino acids)
Biological process (GO): prenylated protein catabolic process; prenylcysteine catabolic process
Molecular function (GO): prenylcysteine oxidase activity
Source: RefSeq, a predicted model, not a curated record